Messenger RNA from Corythoichthys intestinalis (scribbled pipefish), 5163 nucleotides. RefSeq names its product cilia and flagella associated protein 74 (gene cfap74). The transcript has 40 exons. NCBI's taxonomy places the organism in Eukaryota, Metazoa, Chordata, Actinopteri, Syngnathiformes, Syngnathidae. The record is from RefSeq and is a predicted model, not a curated record. The coding region runs from base 224 to 5050 and encodes 1608 amino acids.
UUUGAUCAGUGAGUUUGACUGGGAAAAAAUAAAUUCAGUAAGUUUUUUUAAUUAAUAAAUGGAUUCGUAUUUAAAUGAAUAAAUGAAUUCAGAAACAGCCAAACAUCCCCUGAAUCUUUCACUGACUCGGAGUCAAAAACAAAAAAAAAAAAAAAAAAAAAAAAAAGUAAAGCAGAGAGAAGCACGUGAGGAUUGAAGAACGGACAGGUCUAGUGAGGGGAAGAUGGAGGAUUCGGACAAUCUAUGUGAAUGGGACGUGUUUUCUGACACCUGUGAACCGACGAGCUAUCAAUUUAGCUCUGACGAGGACAUUGAUGGUGAGACUGAGGAGGAAAAAGAGGAGCUUCCUGAUCUAGAGUGGCUAGAAGAGUUAUACGAAGAAAACAGUGAUGAUGACCUUGCGGGCGAGCCUGACGAAGAGAAGCCUAGGACUUUUGCAGCGACGGCACGGAUGUUCAAGCUGAGACGGAAUCUGUACCAGCUGGACAACUUCCAGAGACAGAAGGAACGCUCCUUGUUGAAAGCCAGAGAGGACCUUAACCUCUUACGUCAGAGCAUUGAGACUCUACUUGAGCAGCGGGAUGUCUUGGAGCAAGAAAUAAAACAUCAAGAAGCAGCAGAGAACAGCGUUGCAGUUAUUCGUUUACGGGCUCAGCAUAAGAAUGUGUGUUACGAGCUGCAAAGGGAAGAGGAGAUUGAAGCUCACACCAACAACGAGCUGAGGCAACAAGAAUUAGCACUGAGUGAGUUUGAGUUGGAGGUCGGCAAGUUCUCUGUGCUGAGGCAAGAGGUGCAAGAGGAGGAGCGAGUCUACCAUGUCCUCAAAGCCCAGAAUGCAGUGAAAAGGCUAGAGCAGGAGAAAAACAACAGUCAUACCCUGCGGCGGAAGAUUCAACAGCUCAAAAAGAAAAAUGUAGACGUGCCAGAGAAACCGGACACUUUGGUCAGGAAGAAAUCUGAAGAUGGCGGGGCGAACCGUGAAAAAGGGGCUAAGUACUUGAAGGAAACAAUCAGAAGGAUGCAGCAGCAAGAGGCUGAGCGAGAGCAGAAGAAGAGGGAGUCAAUGCAAAAGAGAAUAGAGGCUGUCAAGUUACUGAAAUCGAACAUUGAAGCAACCCAAGAAAACCUACGGGUCAGGCAGAGCCGAGCCAAAGCAAACACCCUGAAGAAAGAAAGGCAAGAGAAGCGUCUGAAAGAAUCCAUGCACGCCCAAGGCCUCAACAGCACCAGGCACAUAUACCAACAAAAACGAGACGAGGAAGUGAAACGGCAGCAAGAGGAAUUCAAGGAGAGACAAAAGGCGAGGAGAGUAGAGAUUGUGGACAAGCUCCUCGAGGAGCAGCUGGUGAAGAACAGAAAAGCACGCCAGGCACCACAGCCCAAAACCAAACCUGGUCAAAAAAUCUUAUCCCCGGGCAGGAUAAAAGAGAGGCUGCUGCGUUACCUGGAUUCGGUACACCCGUCAGGCACGGAGAGAGACACAACAUUAAGAAAGUUAAGUGCGAGCGGCUCCUCGUCAGAUUCAGAGUACCAGGAAGACAUCAUCGAGAAGGAAAUGCAGCACCUGAGCCUCCCCGAUAGCCUUGAAGAGCCUGAGUUCUGUGGGCUUUGGGACCAAAGUUAUAAGCUCCCUUUGAAUGAGAAGAAAACAGCUGCAGUGGUCUGCCCGAAGCUCAGAAAAACGCCCAAAAAAGGUGUUGGUAAGCAGAUAAAAGGGCCCUCUUUCACCAGUAAACCAGAAGUCAUCCUUUUUAAGGAUUUUGAAGUGGGGGAAACCUAUAAAAAGAAAGUAAUACUGACAAACAUCAGCAACAUCACCAAUCACUGCAAGUUUCUUGAGAUCUCCGCUCAACUGCAGGAUUUUAUCAUAAUUAACUUUCAACCUCCUGGUCCUUUAUCGACUGGGAUGUCAUGUGAGAUGCACAUUACUUUCCACCCUUCGAUCAAUGAGGACCUGGAAGGAGAGGUUGCCUUUGCUUCAGCAGAAAGUAACUUUUUUGUGGCUGUCAAAUGCACCAUAAAGAGAUGUGAUUUAGAGGUGGACAGCCAGUUUAUCGACUUUGGUUCGCACGUAGUGGGACAAACCAUUUUACGGACUAUCACUUUGACCAACAAGGGUGCACUUGCAACCCGUUUCAGCCUGGACACUACCAAGCCCGUUCCGGAAAUUCACCAGGUCCAGAUUCCAUCACAUUGCUCGGCCGACACACAGCAGGACACACCUUGUGCUGAUCAGAACCAGAGUGCUGCAUCCAUUCCCACCAGUAUGGAUCAUGUUUUGGAUAGGUCUACUGUAUCCCGGCAGUGCCAGCGAGAAUCACAGAUUUCAACUUCAGAUCCAAGAGCUGCUUCUGUGGCUUCCAGCAUCCAUUCCCAGAUCCAAGACGGCCUGUCUGACUCUUGUGACAUACGUAUAGGAAAUGUAAGAGAAGGGGAUAUUGGACCAUUUGAAAGUGUGAAACUGGAAAUAAUAUUCUCUCCGACUGUUCCUGGAGAAGUCAAAUUGGACCUUUACAUCAAGUUUUCAGAUCCAACCAGCUACCCAAUAGCCAUCCUGGUGAAGGGUGAAGGAGUGGGCCUCCCAGUCUGGGUUGUCGAACCCAAUAUUGACAUGAAGAUCUGCAUGUUUGACCGCCUUUAUCAGGAGGAGGUCACACUCCAAAGCAGCACCAGCACAGCCUUGAAGCUUACUUUUGACUUGUGGCCAGAGAUGAGGAAACACAUGGAGAUUAUCCCAAGGACUGGUUUUCUCCAGGCUCAGUCAAGCUUCACUGCUCACCUCAAGUUCCUGCCAAGAAACACCUUACCCGAAGACGCUGACAAGUAUUUUGACAGUGCUACUGGUGUCCUAGAGGUUCCAAUGGCUGUUCAAGUUGCGGGGCAGGUGCAGCCUGUCAUUUACACUGUCCAAGCAAUUGUGACAUCGUCUGACUUGAACUUUGACCAGAGCGAGGUGGACUUUGGCUAUUGUUCUAUCUACCAGUCAGUCAAGAGCAGUGUUCGCAUGACCAACAUGUCCCUGCUACCUCAAGAGUUUGGCUUCGUUGGUCUUCCAGAGUUUGUUGACGUCCAACCUAAUGACGGUUUUGGCACUCUCCUCCCGCAAGAAACACUGGAGGUCGACAUCAUUUUCAGCGCUAACAAAGCCAAAGAGUACCGUUUCAGUCUCAACUGCAAAUCAGGAAUUAACAGAGUUUUUCCCCUGGCUUGCCGCGCCAUGGGCGUCUGCCCAACGUUGGCGCUCUCCCAUUCGCUGGUGCAGUUCGGACCAACGGCCGUGGGCGACCACUCCACCGCUCUUCUUUAUCUUACUUAUAACCAAACCGUCCGAAACCAGUCCAAACAACGGCCGUCCGCUGGAGCAAGGCUGUUUUCUUUCACCUCGCCUCAAGACUCCAGCAUCAGGAUCACUCCUGCAGCAGGGCGACUGUUGCCUGGGAAGAGAUGUUUAGUCCUGGUCACAUUUAAACCUAAACUGGAAGACCGAGAUAUCAAGGAAGAAGCCCAGCGUCUCCUUCUCAAAGCCAAGAAGACCAAUGAGGAAGACAGUAAAAAACUCCUUGAAGAACAGGCAAAGAGGGAGGCAGAGCCCAACAAAGGGAAAAAAUUGUCCAAGAACACCAAAUUAUCGGAUUUUUCUCCCAAGUGUGCAACCCCAACAGAAACAACAGCACCAGACAACAUCGAGGCUGGAGGUCAAAGGUUCGAGGAGGCAAGGGCGUCUCUGCUGCACUCCUUCACCUCGCGCUACAAUGAGUACACCAUCCCCUGCUUUGUGUCAGACGGAGACCCACCCGAGGAAGACAGGCAAGCACAACCAGCGUGGAGUCCUCUUAAUACGCUCUACUUGAAGCUGCAGUGCCCUGCUGUACAGCCUCCUCUAGUGGUGGUAUCCAGCAAUAUCAGAAAUUAUGCCUUGGAUUUCCAGCAAGUGGCAGUAGGAGAACGAGUGAUUAAAAGGUUUUCCGUGCAGAACAUUUCUGAGGAAUCUUUAGAGCUGAGAUCUUCAUUGCUGGAUAUAUAUGGCCCUUUUUUACUCCUCAAUGCUCUGAGAGCCAUCGGGCCUGGGGAGAAACACACCCUGGCUUUGGCUUUCUGUCCUACGUUGGAAAAAAAGUACUGUGAGACUCUAGAGGUGCGCUGUCAUAAAAUGACCCUUGCUGUGACUCUGCGAGGGGAAGGAGUGGUUCCUGCUAUAACCUCCUCCCAUUCUGGAGGUCUCUUGGAUUUUGGCUAUGUGCUCGAGAAGGAGAGCACCUCACAUGUCCUGAAGCUCCAGAACAGUUCGACUGUUGCAGUGGGUUUCAAAGCCAUGUUGUACAGCCUAACGCCAUCUGAAACUCGGGGUCCUGAUGAGAGGGUGGCCAUAUUGUUAGGUGGUUACACAGACUCCAAGAUUCAGCCUGUUGUGGGGACCCAGAACUACAAUGGGCUUAGUGUUUUCAGUGUUCUGCCUGUGGAGGGAAGCAUUGCUGCAAAACAAAGCCAGGAUGUCAUUGUCACCUUUCACCCCGAUCACCCCUCUGUCAACUAUUCCGAUCAACUCACCAUUGAACUUGUUAAUAAGAGUAAACUGUGCGUUCUGGAUCUGAAGGGUGCGGCGUCAUCACACAAUAUGUAUCUACAAGGAGGAGACCAACUUGCAGUUCCCAUUGAAUCCCUUCUUCCUCCACCAAUAACAAGUCAACAAGGACCCUCAGAGGACACGGACAUCCCUGUCCUGGUCACCCUGCGAGCCAGCUAUAGCAUGGGGACCAUCAGACCUGCAGUCAGAGAGUUGCAAGUAGGCUGCAUAAGGCCCAGUAAGAAGGGCACCGAGUUUACCUGGGACAACUUGGCAUCUAUGCAGCUGAAGGGCUUCAACGUGGACCCCAACAAGGCUAGUGUAGAGGCGGGCACCAAACGCGCCAUCAAACUCACAUGGACGCCCCUAAGUGGACAUAAGCCCAAUGAAGUGGUGCAGAUGUGUGUGCCUCUCACAAUCAAAGGGGAAGAAACCAGGGUGUACCAAGUAACCCUCAUGGCUUUAGUCUGCACUCACGUGAACUAAACCACAAUUUUUUUUACCAUCUCAUGUCGUUAUUAAUAUGAAGUUGCACAAAGAUCUGAGGAUAUUGUCAAUAAUUUUCGACCAAUUUCUGGCGGAAAUAUCAGAAAGACUAG